Perkinsus marinus ATCC 50983 is the source of this 411-nucleotide messenger RNA. RefSeq lists its product as hypothetical. The coding region runs from base 1 to 411 and encodes 136 amino acids. The record is from RefSeq and is a predicted model, not a curated record. The transcript is spliced from 2 exons. NCBI's taxonomy places the organism in Eukaryota, Perkinsozoa, Perkinsida, Perkinsidae.
AUGUCGGCUUCUGGGUUGACUGCAGCCGAUCCAGUGACAGCUACGUCUUGCGUUGCUGCUGCUGCUGCUGUUGCUCUACUAGAAGACGAAACCGACCGGGACCCGCAAGUCUCCGUUGUCGAGAGUUCGAACUCAGCCGAGGAGCUACCGGCAGCACUCGAGAGCAUCUCUGGUGGCGAAAAGAGGCCUCGUGAGGAGGAAGGUGAUGUAGGGGCGGAUUCUUCCAAUGAAGAACCCCCCACCAAGAAGGCAGCGGAUGAAGGAGAACAACCACAGGAAACUGGAAAUGAGGCGGAGGUAACGCGGAAUGCUAUUGAGAUGAAACGAUCUGCUGGCGAGACCGCUCCGGGCAUCAAUGGUAAUUCUAGUAGUCGCUGCUCCAGCUCACGGCGACACCCCCACUGCCCCUAG